GUUAGUUAGUUGGGUGGAUGGAUAGAUGAGAAUGGUAAUGGAAGUGCUUGUUAUCGAUCGAUGUUGCAUAUCAAAGUUGUGCAAUGGAUGGAAGUUUGCGUUAAUGGUUGUAUUUGAUUUUCGGUUGGAAUUAGAACUGGAGUAGAACUAGACUAUAAUUUAUUGAAAACUUAUUGAACUAUUAAAAUGUCGUUGACCAAAAGUGGGGGACGGACGCGUUUCUGGUUCUAUUGAUUGUCGGAUUUGCUGGGUGGCUUGCACGAUGGCUCCGUCUGGUGUCGUCGGGUUCCGGCGUCGGUUGUGAAUGCGUCGCGACGCUCACAGAGCAGCGCUCGCCGGAUCGACGCUCUGCCGUCGCGUGCGGUCGUUGGAUAUGGAUAUGGAGAGCAUGUAGAAAGGUGCUGCUGUUGGAUUUGGAUGUUGAACGUUACACACACGACGACGACGCCGACGACUACGAAGAUGGUUCUCUGCUACUCCUGUUCGAAUCACGGAAGAAGACUCCUCUGCUGAGAAUAUCCACCUCUGGCCUAACCAAAUUGUUAUGAGUUGAAGCCGAUCGUCGAUGGACUUUGAUUCUCCCGAAAGCGAGUGAAUCCCCAGUAGUGUGAAUCAUCAUGUCAUCAUCACCUUCUGGAGUCCCCGCCGGUGCCCCAAAUCGUCGGCAAAAGCGCAUGGGUCCGGCCCCGUUUGCAUCCUUCGAAGACCUCUCGGACGAGUUGGACAGUCCGGAGGAUAAGGCGACUUCGGGGUCUGUGGUUCGACUGCCCGGAAUACGGGAGGACAUCACGCCGUUGUCUCCUGCCGUGCAGAACCAAUUUGUCUACACCGGGAUCAGUCUGAUUGGUGCCCCGUCGACUCCGACCAUGGCGACGGCGAAGAGCAUGCUGGAAACACCGGCCGCACCGAGAAUCGAUAUCUCCAGGGCAAGCAGCAGCUCGCACCACGACAGCAAGGACAGUAGUCCGGAAAGGGAAUUGAUGAAGGACCAAGGGAAGGGUUUAGGAUUCAGGGAGGAGGGAACGUUGGAUCUGAGGUCGUCCACCGAGGAAUUGGAUUUUCAGAUUAAAGUGCGACCUCAUUCGCCGGCACUGCAGGAGGACUCGUAUCACAGUCACCAUCGAAAGGAUUCGCAGAGCUCCGAAGUGGGUCUUCUUUGUAUUUCAGGACGCACAUCAAGAUUGUCCAGUAUCGGGAGUCAAGGUUCAGCUCACAGCAGAGUCUCUAAUGCGAGCCAUCUGUCCGUUAUAUCUGGUCAGAGCGGCGUCUCGAGAUCUCCAUCUCCGCACAAAAUGCUCCUCGAGACAUCGUUCUGCGGUACGAAACCUCAAAAGAACAAAGAAGUUCGGGGCGAAUCCAAAGACGAAUUGGAACGGGUUCUGCUCAAAAGGAAACACGACCCGACAAAGGCGAUGCUCUGCGAAGGAAUCGUCGUCAAAGUCGAGGAAGCGCCACCGACAAAAAUUGAACUGCCAAAGAGACCGGAAAUUACGAUCAAGGUCGACAAGCCCACCCAGGAUAAACCCAAGAUCCCCAAACACAUUAUCAGCGAUAGCGGGACCGAGUACAUUUAUAUCCCACUAAGAGGACCACUCCCCGAAGACAAUUCCAAUGGGAAAACAAAAGUACGUGAAACGAAAUCUGUUACAAUACCAACAAGCCCAAAAGAAGUACUCAGCACGAGUAAAUCAAAAUCUGCGUCACCAUCUCCUGUUGUUAGCAGGCAUCAGAAUCUAUGCAACGAUCCCAAAUAUAUCAGGAUCAAAUUAAAGCCGGACCACUUGUACGACGACUUCGACAAGAUAGAGUUCCAGAAGCCAGACACACUGGACUUUAACAAUCCAAAGAAACCAGCUCAAACCUUCGAGCAGAUCCUCGCCUACCAACCGACUCCAACGGCAAGCCCAAAACAUCUUACCCCUUCUCCGUCCCUUUCGCGCAAAUCCUCCUUUGCAUCCUUGUUUAAAAGUCGCGAAACCAUUAGUCCUGAAUCCCCAACCACAAACACGAGCCGUCGAAAAAAUACGUUAACAGGUUUAGGUGAAAAGCUCAAGGAGCGACGCCGGAGCCGCUCGAAAAGUCGAGAACGCAGUGCAGGGCCCUCAUCGAGCGAGAGCAUUGACAGUAAGGGCCGCCAGAAAUCGAUGUUCUCUCUAUUCAAAACGAAGAAAACUAGCCAAAACAGUUCUCCGGACUUACCGAACCUUGAGGGCCUGGUAAACGUUGAGUGCAAAUCGAUGCCAAAGAAGAAGUAUUAUGAAACUCAGCUGGAGGGUGACAGCGUUAGAAUACCGCUGCAUUCACCAACGUACUACGAACAAAAGAACAUCCUGCAGGAAUUCAAAUCUUCUAGUCAAGACUCGCAGGAAACUGUCAUCGAAGUGCCGCAGAAGCAGACUGACGAAAAGAAGAAAGAUUUCCGCCAGAGCAGCACCAGCAGCGAAAAUAUUGUAUUCUCCACAAGACUUGGAAGCAGCAAUGAACUUUUUUCCACAAAAUUACCCAAGGACAAAAACUCUGAAGUGACAACUGCGAUUGUCGAAACGAUUAAAUACGAAGAAGAAGAAGAGACGAAGGUGCUGGUCGAAAAGAAGCGUUCGACCCCGAUAGAACAGAAAAAGGAAAUACCGGCAGAAUUUCAAAAUGCAUUUGAACCAACCACGAUUAUACAACCCAUCAAGAAGGAAUCGCCAAUCAUUUCCAAUGACAUUUCGAUAAAACCCAACGUCAAAUUAGACGAAUUCGAUGUUCCAAUGUUCGAGACACAAUUCAAUAUGGAAAAACGACAACAGUCGAUAGAUGAACUAAAAUUGUCCAAAGCAGUAGGAUUGAAACUGCAAAAACAGAAAAGUAUUACUCCGCCGGAGGCCGUAGUUACAGAGAGAACUCCGGACUUCGAAAUUCAUGUACAAAUAAGGAAAGCUGCAAAACCGGAAGUCAUUCAGAUGGUAACGAAGGAAGAUGAAAUAGGUUUGGCUAAAAUGGAAGAGCGCCAGGUACGAGAUGAACUGGAGGACGAGGAAGGGUAUUCGUCUGAGUCUGAGAGAGACUCCGAGGUGGAUAAGAAGGAGAUUGCAGAGGCGAUCGAACCGGAGCGGAAAGGUCUUGUGCUACAGCAAGAUUCGUUUGAAGAUGAACUUCCGUAUAUCCCAACGACACUGCCUCAAGAACGUUCUGUUGCUGUACCAAUCAUCCCUGUAAAGCAGCGUAACACCUUCGAAAUGAAAACGUGCCCGAUAGAUAGACCCAGAUCCACGACACCCAUAAAUCCUACAUGUCUCGAAGAUUACUGCGAAGAGGUGAUAGGAAAUAUCAACACGGAAAACAUCACCAAAACCAUCGAGAAGUUGAAGAUUUGCUUACCGCGAGAAGACAGCUGCGAUAAACCGAAGGAUAGAUCUCCUCGCAAGGUGAGCACCGGAAAUUGGUUCGACUUUGGGAAGACGAAAAAGACACCCGAAGAGGCCCCACCAUUGCCACCGAAGGCCGGAAUCGUUCAAAAAGAAUGGAUCAAUUUCGAGGAGAUCCCGGAAAAGCGGAAGCCUCCAAAGAGGAUUCAGACGAUUCCUUCGCGCGGACAGAUCGAGGUGCCGAAGAACGUGUUGCAAGAGAACGUUAUUUACACGUACGUCAAUCCGGAAGACUGCAAGUGCGAGUGCCACGAGAGGACGCAACAUCCGACCAACGAGGAACCUGUCAUGGAGGACGAAGUCCCUUUAAUCGAGGACGAUACUAACGACGACGAUAAAACAGGAGCGACAAUCGAUAAAGUUAAACUUGAUGUAACUAUUUUAGAUAGGAGAAGUAUUGUUAGUGAUUCUUCUGUGGACUUAAGUGCCAACAUCGACCAUGCGGAUGCCAACGGAAUUGACCAUUCGCUCCGAACUCCUUUCACAAGUGACUUAGGAAUUUCAAGCAAUAGAUCGAGCAUUAUAUCGCAGGAUGAUGCGCAAUCGCCCGACACAGACUCGCCAAAUGCCUUUCCAAAAACCUAAACUCAAUCAUAUUUUCUAUGUCUUUUUCUGCCUAUUCUUACGGUGUAACAGGAGUAAAAAUAAUUUUUAUCUUCGCCGAUGGAUUUUUAAAUACACACAUAUAUAUCUAAAUGUAUAUGUAUAUACCAGUAGUCAUUACAGAACCAAACUAUGUGCACCCCCUUCCAAAUCCACGAUACAGAUUUGCGGACUCACGAGAGUCUCUGAAACGAACGUGAUUUUUGUUUGCUUUUUCCUCUCUAGAUGUGUCUCAAUGUAAAAGAACUAAACUAAAAAUCGACUAGCCAUUUCUCUUAUUUUUUAUCUCUCUUUCUCGAUAUUAUUAAACAGGAUAAGGUAUUCCGAAUAAGUGUGUGUGUUUAUGUACAUAGGCCUACAGUUCGUCUUGAAGUUUUAACAAAAAAAAAA
Molecule: messenger RNA, 4403 nt
Organism: Nicrophorus vespilloides
Lineage: Eukaryota; Metazoa; Arthropoda; Insecta; Coleoptera; Silphidae
Exons: 5
Coding region: 618-3995 (1125 amino acids)
Source: RefSeq, a predicted model, not a curated record